Molecule: messenger RNA, 510 nt
Organism: Amborella trichopoda
Lineage: Eukaryota; Viridiplantae; Streptophyta; Magnoliopsida; Amborellales; Amborellaceae
Source: RefSeq, a predicted model, not a curated record
AUGAAGAACCCCAACCCCGUAAUCACAAUCCUCGUCCUUGGCUUCCUCCUCGGCAUUGGAGAAUGUAGGAAGCUUGCUAAUUCGGCCCUCUUCCCAGAGAGCACGUACUCCGCAGGUGGUGCUGGAGGUGGCGGAGGUGCUGGAAUAGGCACUGGCACCAGUGUGCCCGGUGGCAUCGGUUUCGGUAGCGGCUCGGGCACGGGCAAUGGAGGAGGCCAAGGUAGUGCCUCUGGUGCUACCGGCACUGUUGGUGGUGGUGGUGGUGGCGGCGGCUCAGGCAACGGUGCCGGUGGUGGCUCGAAUGGUGGGGGUGGCUCUGGAGCUGGCUCCGGCGCUGGUGCUGGCGGUGGAGGUGGUGUCUCUCAAAAUCCGGACACUGCACCACCUCCGGCAAUCGUGGAUGUUCCACCGGUGGACGUGCCUCCAGUGGACGUGCCGCCAGUUGUUGCUCCCUCUGUUGCAGAUUUGCCGCCGAGUCUUGCCCCCGUCAUUGAUGAGACUUUGUUUUGA